Molecule: messenger RNA, 4642 nt
Organism: Acanthopagrus latus (yellowfin seabream)
Lineage: Eukaryota; Metazoa; Chordata; Actinopteri; Spariformes; Sparidae
Gene: fbxl22
Product: F-box and leucine-rich repeat protein 22
Exons: 2
Coding region: 464-1150 (228 amino acids)
Biological process (GO): SCF-dependent proteasomal ubiquitin-dependent protein catabolic process
Cellular component (GO): SCF ubiquitin ligase complex
Molecular function (GO): protein binding
Source: RefSeq, a predicted model, not a curated record
UCAAACUGAAGAAACUUCAACACAAAACACAUUUUUGAGUGAAAGGCGACUCUUAGUCUCAAUGACAAAAGAACAUUUUAACUAGGGGAAGUUCGCACUGCAGGGCUGGUGAGCCGCAGCACUUAAUGGAGGUGUUUCUCUUCUUUCAUGUCACUCAGUGUGUAUAUGAGAACUAGGCCAGGAGAGUGUAAACAUCUGGCUCAGUCCAGCGCUUGCUGCCUGUUGAGAGCCAUGACAGAUGGAAAGGGAGCGUAUAGCUCAAACACUUCCAUCUUUGACUGUGCCGCCAGUUGUCUUCCCAAAAUAGCCUGCACUCCCCGGCCUUAUAUGUGCAGGCCUCCAGCGUGUGCCUGAAGAGGCAUCAUGUAUCUAGGCCACACAAUACGGGCUCAUUGUUGCUGCUUACCAGCAGGCCUAUCACCGCCUCAGGGACGAGGCCUCUCUUUCAGUCUCCAGACUCACCAUGCAUCUCACCCAGCUCAACCACGAAUGUCUCCUCCACCUUUUCUCCUUCCUGGACAAGGACAGCCGCAAAAGUUUGUCCCUGACCUGUCAUCAGCUGCGAGAGGUCUUCCUGGACCCCCGACUCUGGAACCUUCUUCACUUCAGCUCCCCGUGUCAGCUGAGGUGGGACAACUUCGUGCUGGGACCCUCGCUGCGGUACUUGACCAUUUGCUGGUACUCCAGCAGGGUCCUGCAAGUGUGCAACAUUGAGGACUGGCUGAAGACCUCGUUUCAGAAGGACAUCUGCAGUAAACAUGAGAGCCUGGUCAGCACUUUCCUGGCCCAUGUCUGCCACAUGUGCCCCAACCUGCUCUCGCUCUCGCUAUCCGGCUGUGGACACAUCACCGACCAGGAUGUGAUCUCCGUGCUGCAGAGCUGCAGGAAGUUGCGCCGCCUCCACCUGGAGAACUGCGUCCGCAUCACCGACCGCAGCCUGGAGGGCGUGGCAGCCCACGGGGGCAGUCUGGAGGAAGUGAAGGUGGACUUUUGCAGGAACAUCACUCAGGCGGGGCUGCAGGCUGUCAGGGAGAAGAGGCCCGGCGUCCAGCUGAGCUCGGAGCGCAGCGCAGAUCUGAUCCCGGACAGCAGGCCUGAGGAGAAGGUGCCGCUCAGGAGGACACUGCAGAAGCUCCUGCUGUUCUCCUGAUGGAACCAAUCUCACAUGGAGCACAAGGAGGAGCGCGUCCUGUGACUUUCAGACUUACUGACUGUGAUGUUUUUGAUUUGAAGUGUUUUCCAUUUUGUAUACAUUUUUAUACAGCACAUGUUGAAUUGAAAUAUUCCUUGCUUUUUGCUACCUUGCCUUUGAGCCGUCUCUUUUCUAUUUCAUCCGAAACCCAACCGAGUCUUACACAUGUGGCCUUAACAGUAAGUCUUAAUCGCAACAUUCAUUCAGUCUUGCAGUCAUAUAAUUCCAUUAAAUAAUUUCCAUCGUUAAAAAAGAUGUCAUUUUGGAACAACUGCUUGUUGGUUUUCUUGCAGAGUUAGAUGAGACAAGUUUAGCUUAGCUUAGCACAAAGACUGCAAACACGGGGAAACAGCUAGCUUGUUUCUGAAGAUAACAAAAUCCGCCACAGGGAGUAUAAUAUGACUAUAAGCCGAGGAAUAGUUUGGAAUUUUUUUUUGCACAUUUUCAUUUUAUCCACGUUUUUUUGGCAACAGCAAAAUGUUGACCAUUUCAAUGUAAGAGUGUUGACCCUCUCAUCUUACAUUCGACAAGAAAGGAAUAAGCAUAUGUUCCAAAAUGUCAAACUGUUCCUUUAAAGCAACAUUAUGUAGAAAUUGGCAUUUUGCGCAUUUUUUUUCCUGCCAUUUCUGAGUGCAACACCACUGUCAUAAAUACAAAUCCCAGCUCUGUAACUUUUUGUCAGACGUAAUGUUGGUGCUAACUACAAACACAACUCGUUACAUCAUAAUAUUUUUUUUUGUUUCUGAUUCCUCACAUGGUGCAGAAACAUGUGAUACAUCGGCUUAUACACAGACACCAUUCACCAAAUUACAAGACACCAUAUCAUCAAAAUGAUUUUGAGGCUGUCGCAUUAAAGGUAAAAAAAAGUUACAUAAUGAUGUUAUAAUACGGUUUGAAUAACAUCACACACAGGAAGACACACCUGCGCAAUAUAUAAGAGCGAGAGGCGCGUGGUUGCGCUCUGUCUUCGACACGUCAGACCUCAGAGGAAGCGAUCUCUGAGGGCAAAGUGUGCCUGAGCAGGAAUCACGUUAUAUAAGACUGAGACAUACGAAAGUAGGUUGAUUAGGGGAGUGUGUGUGUGUGUGUGUGUGUGUGUGUGUGUUUUUGUAAAUGCCAUGUGACAAAUGUUCUCGAGGCUGCUACCCCGUCCUGUGACUGCAGCUCUGAAGAGUGACCGUAUAUAUAUUCACACAAGGUCAACUGAAGGAAGAAAGAGCUUUUGUCAGUCCUGCCUGCAAUGGCGCUAUUCAAAUAUUUAUAUUUAUUUUCCAGCUUUCCUUUGAAAGGCCACAAUACUGUGUGUCUUUUCUAUUGACUGUGUGACUGUAUGUUUGUACUUCUUCAUCAAAUACGUUGUGAGGUUUUCUGGCUGUGAAUCUGAAUCAUAAAAGCGAGGAGCUAAACAACAAUGACAACUUAAAGAGGUCUUCUGCAAUAUCCACAUUUAUAUUAGGAUUUUUAAUAAUGUCAAGUAGCAUCUUGAAGUGGUGCUGUGAUUAUCAUUAUUAUAAUAUAUCAUUUUAACUCUGGUUAUUGUCUUUCUACCUCAUGGAAAAUGUUUUGGGCCAAAUCGCAUUCAGGAAACAAUAGGUUAUAUCUGUGUAGACGGUGUGCCAAUGCCCAUUGGUCUCAUUUGUGAUCUGUAAUGGAACAAACAUGAGCAGAAUUUGUGUUUGAUGUGCAUUUGUUGGCGCUCCCUAACCUCUAACGCAGGUUGGGUUCUCGGUUAAAUGAAAUACAAUGAGUUGAGAAAUGCGGUCUGUGUGGUUUGGGCAAUGAGAUCGAUUGCGAAAACAUUUCCUCAGGCUUUCAUGUCAUUAAACAAGCAUCAAGCGUGCGUUCGAGAGUAACUGUAUCUAUUUAAGUGAAACGAAAAAAUGUGCAAUGGCUUGACAAGAAGUCCAAAGGCAUUUCUGUCACGCUGCGUACAGCCUUCUGCUCAUGAGAACUCUGCAGCCACGUAAGAGAGGACAGUAAAGCGUGUCCCGUGUUAGUAAAGAUAAAAACAUGUUGUUUUCCAGCCAAGAAAGCCCCAAACCAAUGAUAAAUACAACUCUAUGACUGAACGGAGAGACAGAGGUUCAGCUGUGUAGAGACCGGAGAACAAAUGCUAUAUUAUUUACCAUAAAGAAAUAUGACUUAAUAGCAAAGUCUAUGUCAGGAAAAGCCGUGAAGAGUUAUGAGUUCCAGGUGGGGACACUUCUGAGGCACAUCCGCCUGCAUACAGCACUCCAACACAAUAACAGGACUGAGCAUCAUGUAUCAACACGACCGUAUCAAAGCAUCGCUCCUCUGCUUUUUCCAUCAGAGGCAGGUUUUUUUUCUUUGUUUUUCUAAGGGCGUAUGAUUUCAAAAGAGUACGUUCUUGAAAGACCUGUUGCCCAGAUGUGUGUCCUUAAAAGCACUGCCUUUUGCUGCGCAAGCUGGCAGCUGCAUCGGUUUUUGUUACCUCACCAGCACUGAUGUGACAUUGUGGGACUCCUCAUCUGAAUUGUGAAUAAAGUUUCAGAGGCCACCUACCUUGUUGAAUGUGGUGCUAUUAUACUGUGGGAGAGAGUCGCACUGUGAGCUGAACAACCGCUCCCUGUGCGUGUGAUUUGAUAUUUAAAUUAUUGUGCAAAAACCUAAACACAUAACUGGGAAACUCACAGUUCCUGCUAAUCAGAUCUCCAGCCUUCCACGAAAUGCAAAUGUCAGUCGGUUUUCUUUUUCUGUCCUCAGACUCCUGGUUUUACUCUGCAAAGUACAUUUAAUGAAUAAGCUGGUGCGAUGCAAAUCAUCCAAGAUCAAAUGUGGACACCCACAUGCGUCUGUCACCACCAUUGCCUGUGGCGGAUCGCAGACCCGGUCUGAGGUGAAGCACACUGGGUCCGGGAGUCGGGGCUAACUACAUCUUCAAACAGACCACACUUUACCAUUACGCCGCUGCUUUAUGAGAACAGGCUGCGAGACGCUUCAUGAUUAAAAAUGCUUCAGUAACAUAUCGUGCCAAAUCACUUUUGGCUGAAGAAACUGGAUGAAAGAUUGUAUCUUUACGACCUACUUCAAAAGACAUGACAGGGUUGUUUGAACCGCCUGUGGACUGUUUUUAAGCUGAAACACUGCAGGAAGUCACAAUACUCGGUCUCUACUUUUCAUGUCCUAUUAUGUAACUCUACCAUUGAUGACAUGACAUUUUUUGAUAUUAUUUCCACUUCUUUGGCUGAUAUGCCUUACAUAAUACUUAACAACCCACUAAACAGGUUCAAGUCACCAAGGAGGGACAUAGUCAGUGGUGGAGGAGGAAUGCUGCAAACGCCGGAAACAGCUGCGCUUGCGAUUGUUUCUUUUAUGACCUUCUCCAGAUCACAAGUAAAUCAAUUCAUUAUCUCCGGAAAAUGAGCUUUGUUAUUGUAACAAAAUGAUUAAGUCGCAUCCCCGUGAUUACGGCAAUAAAAGAAUACUGCA